CGGGUGUACGGAAUAGGGCUUUGCAAGAGCAGUCUGAUGCUUUCUCGCCUUCAGCGCGAUUAACAAGCAGUUUGAAUCCGCAGAGGCGUCCUAGACCAGCACACUGCUGGAUUCUAAUUAUUGUCAGGGCUUUUGACACGUUUAAAACAAUCUUGAGGGAGGAUAAGGAAAAAAAGCACUUUUCAUCCCUGAAAAGAAACUCACUAAUUAGCAAGAUGAUUUCAGGAUCUCAGUGUGCCCUGUUCUUUUUCUUGUCCUUCACUGCCUGUCAAGGAUUCCCGGCAUCUCAGAACUGUCUCAAUAAACAACAGCUCCUAUCCGCUAUCCGUCAAAUGCAGCAGUUGUUAAAGGGCCAAGAGACCCGUUUCACUGAAGGUAUUCGCAACAUGAAGAAUCGGCUGACUAUGCUCCAGAAUUCUGUGAACAAAGCCCUUCCAGAUGUCCCAGCAGUCUUCUGCCCUGCUCUGGAAGCUCCACCCAAUGGGAGAAAAUUUGGCAGCAAGUACCUGGUGGAGCAUGAGGUCCAUUUCACCUGUAAUCCUGGCUUCCAGCUGAUUGGCCCCAGUAGUCUUCUCUGUCAGCCCAAUGGGAAUUGGACAGGAGACAAACCUGAGUGCAAAGACAUCAGUGAAUGUGCUAGCCAUCCUUGUCAAAAUGGCGGAACAUGUGUGGAAGGAGUCAACCAAUACAAAUGCACUUGUCCACAAGGAUGGACUGGAAACAACUGUCAGCACCAAGCACAGACAGUGGUACCUGAUGGGAGUGUGACCAAUGAUCCUGCCUUUAGUCGCAAGCCACGUUGUGCCAAGGUGGAUAGGACUCAACACUGUAGCUGCGAGGCAGGUUUCCACAUGAAAGGCACAGCAGAUAACAGCAUAUGUCAGGAUGUGAACGAAUGUGAGGUUUACAAGCUGGAGGGGGCCAACCAGCUCUGUAUGCACAACUGCAUUAACACUCCUGGAUCCUUCCGCUGCUCUUGCCCAAGUGGCUAUAGGACUCUUGAGGAUGGAAAAAGCUGUGAAGAUAUCGAUGAGUGUGCAGAUUCCCAACAUACCUGUACCCGGGGGACCACAUGUAUCAACACAGGUGGCAGUUUUCAGUGUGUCAAUCCAGAGUGUCCAACAGGCAGUGGUAAUGUGAGCUAUGUGAAAACAUCCUCAUUCCAGUGUGAACGUAACCCCUGCCCCAUGGAUAGUAAAUCUUGCCACCAUGCUCCCAAGACCAUCUCCUUUCACUAUCUUGCACUGCCUUCCAGCCUGAAGACACCAAUCACGCUCUUCCGCAUGGCUACAGCUUCAGCUCCUGGGAGGCCAGGGCCUGACAGUUUGCGCUUUGGGAUUGUAGGAGGAAACAGCCGAGGGCAUUUUGUGAUGCAGCGCUCUGACCGACAGACUGGAGAGCUGAUCCUCGUCCAGAGCCUGAAAGGGCCACAGACAUUAGAGGUGGACGUUGACAUGUCAGAGUAUCUGGAUCGCACCUUCCAGGCUAAUCAUGUGUCCAAGAUCACUGUUUUUGUGUCACCCUAUGACUUCUAAGAGGACUAAGUGGGAUGGUCACAAGCACCAAUGGCUCGAGAUUGUUUCUCUUCAUCAAAGACUCAGCUCUGAGCACUGCUUCUAAAGUCCUCUUUCCCCUUCUUAACCAAACUCAUUCCUUAGCAGUGAAGAUUUUUUGGUUACUGUAAUGUCACUGUUCCACAUGAUGGGGCUGAAGUGUCAUCAAGACACUGAUGCCACUGAAUGGUCUCUGCCUUAAUGUUCUUCUGGUAGAUUGUGUACUAACCUUCUCAAGUCUUCCUCAGGAGAUGAAGAGCUUCUUUAAACACUGUGCCAACAGUAAUGCAAUUUGGAGUCAGUUGGGGGUAGGAAAGGGCAAAAUAUAUUUCUUCUGAUGACUUUCAAAUAUUUCCUAUGCUAGAAUAAAACACUAUAAUAGAGGGCUUGCCAGCUUGUAGCUUUAGUAAUGUGGCAGGCUAGAUCACAUUUCCUUAAUAUGUAGGAAAUAUCAUGUGUUUCUCCUUCCCAUAAUGCCCAGAAUCUUUAACAUGGGUUCUAUCUUUGUUCCCCAACAUCAGCUAUUAUGGAGUUCCACUGUAGAUCUAUUAGUACACUAAUCAAAGAAGCAGAGGAUGAUUUGGAAUGUUCCUUAUACUCAUUUGAACCAAGAAAGCUAAAUGAUAUAUCUAUAAUAGCUACAAGAGAUCUUCAUAUUGCCAGAGGCACACACUUCCUGAGAAGCAGAGCUAUAAAUUAAUAAUCCUAUUUUAUAGUUGAAGAAGCUGUUUCUGCUUCUCUGGCCUUUGCUCCUCACUUUGGCCCAUAAAACAAAAUGGUGUCAUUUAAAUGCAUUAAUAUGGCCCUCAUCUUGUUGGAUUAGCUCAAAGAAACCCAUGGAAAUCAGAAAGAAUGCACACAAUCAGGGUAAUAUGUUGAUGAAUACUUGAUUUUUAUAUAAGAAUCUCAAUACCAAAGUCUACCUAUAUUGAAGAUUGAGAAGCCCAUCAUCUUGUCAUAGAUUUUUUUAUGGAAAAAAUGCUCCAGCUGCCAUUUCCCCCCAUGUGGUUGCCUCCCAACCAUGGGUAAGUCAAACAGUGAUGCUAUCCAGGUGACUAAAAAAAUAAUAGGAAGGGAAAAUUGUGAAUAUUUGUGCAUUCAAGAGUUUUCCUUAACCUCAUUAUUGAAAUUUCAGAGCACAUAUCUAAAAAAAUACUUUUCAAGUUUUUCUUGAUCAUAUUUUGUUUAAGUUUUAUCUGACACUGAGAAGCAAUGUGGCAUGGUGGAUAGAGAAUUGGAAUCGGGAAGACCUGGAUUCAAAUAUUGCCUUUAACAUGUACUAGAUGUAUGACUCAGCCUUUUAGUCACCUUUUAAAACUGCAGAGAAGGUGCUGACUUCCAUUGUUGGAGGGUGUUUGUUCCCUUACCUAAGAGAACCUUCUAAAAAUGAAAUCAUAACCCUAAUUGCAGUCCUUGUGUAUCUGGAACUGGAGGCAAUUCUACUCGCCCCAGUGGAAGAAUAGAGGUAGUUCUGGGAGUCCUGGAGAUGAGAUGGUCCUAUUGAAAACAAAUAUCUUCAUUUGUCACAUUAUCUUGGACUAUAAAUGUGACUGUUCCACUCAUGAAUUGAUUUUAAAAUGUUCCUUUUCUUCCUACAAGAAUUUUCUUUAGAAAAUGAGAC
This is a messenger RNA of Dromiciops gliroides (monito del monte), 3174 nucleotides long. It is a transcript of the gene FBLN7, whose product is annotated as fibulin 7. NCBI's taxonomy places the organism in Eukaryota, Metazoa, Chordata, Mammalia, Microbiotheria, Microbiotheriidae. Gene Ontology annotation, molecular function: calcium ion binding. The record is from RefSeq and is a predicted model, not a curated record. The coding region runs from base 216 to 1535 and encodes 439 amino acids. The transcript is spliced from 8 exons.